Pieris brassicae (large cabbage white) is the source of this 1339-nucleotide messenger RNA. RefSeq names its product RNA-binding protein 25-like. The record is from RefSeq and is a predicted model, not a curated record. Lineage: Eukaryota; Metazoa; Arthropoda; Insecta; Lepidoptera; Pieridae. The transcript has 2 exons. The annotation marks the transcript as partial.
UAUUAUAACACUGACACACUACAGCCUACAAACACGUAAAAUAAAACAUAACAAAAAUGUUCGGUAUACGUACUCCAACAAAGGUCACCACCCCGACACCCCAAGCGAUUGAAAGAGAGGAAAGAGAAGGACUGGCCCCUGUACAGCCACAAACUCCUACCUUAACACCAGCGGUGAGAAAAAGCAUCGGAGAGCUGGAAGCGGCUAUAGCUCAGAGCGCAGAAGGGCUGAAAAAGCAAAAGCAAUAUAAAAACAGACUUACUGAAGCCGCUGCAGUGCAGCAGAGCGCUCUCCUUCAGCUUGACGCCGCCCGAAAUCUCAAAGGCGAAAUAAAGGCAGCGGUUACCUCGGCAGUAAAAAGACUCUACGAACUAGUCAAAGAGGCCGAUUCGCAAACAAAGGAAGGAAAGGAUAAGAGGAAGGAAAAGGAAAGGGGGAGCGAGGAGGUGCUAGAAAAGGAGAAAGACAAAAACAAAACAUACAACAUAGACACCACACCGCAAGCCAAAAUGUAUCAAAUGGACGAACACCUUAAGCGGCUGGAAAAAGAAACUAAAAAGCUGGAAGAUGUAAGCAAACUACUCCAGGAUAAUAUAAAACAAAAUAAAAGAAAACCAGACGCCAUCCUAGAAGAUCAAAGAGGGCAGAAGAUUCUUUGUCACGUCGAGGAAAACGCAAGGAAGCUCGAAGAAAUUAAAGAAAAGAUGGGAGAACAAGAGCUAAAAGAAAUUAAAAUGCUCCUAGAAACCCAAAUUGAGAAAACUGAUGAAAGAGACCGAAAUAUCGAGGAAAGAAUCGAGCGGACGUAUGCUAACGUCGUGGCAUCAAACAGCAACACAGUGCAAAGGCAACAACCAUUCACCACCAGUGAAAUAAAGGCAGCGGUUACCUCGGCAGUAAAAAGACUCUACGAACUAGUCAAAGAGGCCGAUUCGCAAACAAAGGAAGGAAAGGACAAGAGGAAGGAAAAGGAACGGGGGAGCGAGGAGGGGCUAGAAAAGGAGAAAGACAAAAACAAAACAUACAACAUAGACACCACACCGCAAGCCAAAAUGUAUCAAAUGGACGAACACCUUAAGCGGCUGGAAAAAGAAACUAAAAAGCUGGAAGACAUAAGCAAACUACUCCAAGAUAAUAUAAAACAAAAUAAAAGAAAACCAGACGCCAUCCUAGAAGAUCAAAGAGGGCAGAAGAUUCUCUGUCACGUCGAGGAAAACGCAAGGAAGCUCGAAGAAAUUAAAGAAAAGAUGGGAGAACAAGAGCUAAAAGAAAUUAAAAUGCUCCUAGAAACUCAAAUUGAGAAAACUGACGAAAGAGACCGAAAUAUCGAGGAAAGAAC